Molecule: messenger RNA, 706 nt
Organism: Aspergillus uvarum CBS 121591
Lineage: Eukaryota; Fungi; Ascomycota; Eurotiomycetes; Eurotiales; Aspergillaceae
Exons: 1
Coding region: 130-639 (169 amino acids)
Source: RefSeq, a predicted model, not a curated record
UUUAUCUGAUCCCCGCGAUCACCCCGACCCUUCCAAGCUAACGAAUUUGUGGCCCACCCACUCCGAGCUCAGACAAGGAUACCUCUGUAUACCUCCUCCGUACGUAGCUAAUCUCCCACCGACCACAAAAUGCAAGCCGCAGUCAACUGGCCUCAGAAGUACCACCCGGGUACAACCGACAACUUCGUCUCCAACGAGGUCUACGUGCCCGGAACCACCGUCGAGCGCGUCUGGGACUACCUGGCCACUAUCACCAGAUGGGAGUCCUACUACGAUAACGUGGGCCAGAUCACCCCGCCAAGCUCCGGCCCUGUGCUACGCGAAGGGGACAAGUUUUCGUUCUCCACCUUCGGAUUCCCCCCGCUCCAAGCAGAGGUGCACGAGUCGGCGCCGCCGACGGACAACGCGCCGGGGAGACUCGCGUGGCGCGCCUGGCAGGAGGGCGACGAGGACACCGCGCUAGAUAUCUACCAUGCGUGGAUCGUGGAGAAGACCGAAUGGGGGGUGGCUCGCAUCCUAACGCAGGAAUCGCAGAUCGGGAAGCCGGCCGCGCAGCUGGCGACCCAGAAGCCGAACCCGAUGUUGAACGGGCACCAGGCGUGGCUGGAUGGGUUGGCGGAGAUUUCGCGGUCCGGUUGAUGUGGGAUCGUCCAGGAUGGUUUUGUGCUGUUGAUCAUGUGGGCCAUCUGGCAUCUACGCGGUGCUC